Aspergillus novofumigatus IBT 16806 is the source of this 633-nucleotide messenger RNA. RefSeq lists its product as uncharacterized. The transcript is spliced from 5 exons. The coding region runs from base 1 to 633 and encodes 210 amino acids. Lineage: Eukaryota; Fungi; Ascomycota; Eurotiomycetes; Eurotiales; Aspergillaceae. The record is from RefSeq and is a predicted model, not a curated record.
AUGCAUGUCUCAUCUGAAGACCCUGCAGUUUCAAGAUUUCCUCAAAUCUAUACUUGUGGCCAAGUUACGACAUACAUCUCUUCCAAGACUAGUCAGCUCGAGCUCAUCUUAGCCAUCUGUUUGUCGCGCCACCAAGCGGAACCAAAAGAGGAGGCUAUGCAGCUAGUGGAGAAAUCGAAACUGGAAACAGUUCUACCUGAUUUUUGGGGGCCGAAUCAACGUUCACAUGCUACGGGGAACAGCUUCAUUCCCCAUCUCGUAGACAAGCAAACCAUCAGUCUGGAACCGUCUCAAUUACGCAUCAUCUGCCAUGACUCUAAGACGGACCAAAAAUUCCCCAUCCGCUGGCGACCAUUGGCUUUGGAUCAUGUUGACGAAGAAAAACUCAUUUUUCAAAAGAAUGUUCCUAUCCUUUAUAGAAGGGGAAGUUACCCCGACCGAUGGUCGCCAGUUCAAGAGUCUCACAUUCAAGAAUUUACCUGCAUUGCUUUAAAUCAAUCCUCGGGCGCUCAAGAUCCACUGCUGUUCUCUUGGCCUAGUUCUAAGAUUACCCAAGAACGCUUAAGAAUCGCGCCCGUAUUGAACAAGCUUCUCCCGCUGAUUGUGUUGCCAGGGAAGGAUAACGCUCCAUAA